This is a messenger RNA of Asterias rubens (European starfish), 4205 nucleotides long. Its product is annotated as transmembrane and coiled-coil domains protein 2-like. Lineage: Eukaryota; Metazoa; Echinodermata; Asteroidea; Forcipulatida; Asteriidae. The transcript is spliced from 14 exons. Gene Ontology annotation, cellular component: endomembrane system. The coding region runs from base 1 to 1917 and encodes 638 amino acids. The record is from RefSeq and is a predicted model, not a curated record.
AUGUGUGAGUUUGACCUUGGAGAAGUUGUCCCGGUUCAUCGGCGUAGUCGUAGUGCAGAGGAUCUCAGUACUCAGAAUUCUCACGGGAAUGAUGAGCCGUCUCCGCCAGCGGUCUCCAAAACCUCAUUUGGUUUAAAGGGACUGUUCCACCGCAAGAAAGACAACGAUGCCACGCCCCCUACAAUAGAAAUAUCGGACAUCUCUGAGCGCAAUGCGCAUCCGGUCUCCUAUGCGCAGAACAUUCACAGUCCACCAGAACGGCCAAACGCUUUCAACCGCGUCUUGCAACAGAUAAGAUCACACCCAGACACAAUGAGGCGUGCAUCAGAGACCAAAGUUCCCUCCAUUACUAAACUAACGACCAUGAGGACAAGAUCCGAUGGCAGCGACAACGACAUCACCAAAGAUGAGACAGGGAAGAUCUCGGGAACCAAGAAAGGUUCCAGUCUCCCGAGAGAUGCUGAACUAAGAUUAAGAGCAGAGUCGGCUAGACCCUCCAAUCGAGAUGACCAGAUGGAAUUCCUUUCCCAUCACUCUGAGACUCUCUGCGCUACACCAAGCUAUGGAUCAGAUAUGGACCAACAAGACGAGACGGAUAGUGUCACAUCCCCAGAUCCUCAUAGAACUAAAGCUCUUAUGGAUCAAACACUGGCCAAGAUUGAAAGGACCAAAGAAGCUAUGAAGGCAGAACAACUUGCUAAAGAUGAGAAUGUAACAGAGUACUUGAAGCUUUCAGCCCAAGCUGACAAGAUCCAAAUGCAGAGAAUAAAGAUGGUCUUCGAGAAGAAGAAUCAGAAAUCCAACGCCACAAUUGCCCACCUUCAGAAGAAGCUUGAAAACUACCAUAAGAAGCUGAUGGAGUUGGAGAUUAAUGGAGCAGUAGGUCCAAGAAAACCCAAGGAGGUUCUGCAUGGCAUGCAGCAGGGGUUAAGGGGAGUGAGAGACAAUAUCAAAGAAGGCAUAACAGGGUUCUCUGGCGGUAUGGCCGACCGGAUUGGUGGCGGGUUAUCUGGACUCACAGGUUUCACACACAGUGCUGCUAGUGUUGUUGUUUCCAAACCGAAGGAGAUUGCACAUAAAUUCAAGAAUAAGUUUGGAAGUGCAGAUAACAUUGAUAACACAGAUGAGGAAGAGGAGGUUGACCAGCCCCAUAAGACUGGUAGGAGUAGUUGGUUUGCUCCUACACCACCAUCAACAGCGAUGAAAUCCAACAGUGAAGGAGAGGAAUCGUCCAGCAUGGACAUGGCAGAGAAUGGUCAUCUAAUGAGAGAGGACUUAGAGGAACAUCCUCUAGUGGGUCGUAUGACGAUACUCCAAAAUAGAAUAUCAGAAUUAGCUGCGUCAGAGACGUUACUGCAGCUCAAAAUAGAAGAACUUAAGGAACAAACCCGUGAGCAAUACCAGUUCUUCAACCAAGCCUUGGCAGAUGAACGAUAUCGAGCAGAACGGCUUGAGGAGCAACUAGCUGACCUUACUGACCUCCACAAUCAUGCAUUAACCAACAUGCAGCAGGAGUUAAGCAGCAUGGAGGAGAGACUAGAGUAUCGAUCAGUGGAGAGGGAACGAGACGUUCUGGAUAAUAUUGACCAAUGUCAGACCAGGGUUUCAAAGAUCGAGUUGGCCCAGCAGCAUCAGCAAGUGAUUACAUUAGAGGGUUAUGAGAAUGCGAAUGCCAGGGCGCUACUAUCCAAACUAAUCAAUGUGGUCUUAUCAGUGUUAGCUGUGAUUCUACUCAUUGUCUCUACCAUUACAAAUACAGUAUCACCCUUCAUUGCCACAAGGGGCCGCUUGCUUACAACCAUCGUCUUUUCCUUCUUGUUCUUCUGCAUCUGGCAAAGGCGAGAGCUCAUAGAAGAACUGACACAACACAUCGUCGAGAACUACAAGCAAUUAUUCUUCAUCAAUAGUAGAACGUGACCCCCGCUUAACUCCCAAGCUCAGUCUACACUCCGUCCGCCACCUAUAGAGGGCGCUAUUCAUCUCACCUAUUUAUAAACUUGAGCGAGUGUAAAAAAAUGCGAGCGUAUCUACUUGAGGAUUAUUGCUUGUCUGAACAGUGGUAUGUCAGCAUGCAGUCUGAUUUCUUCAGAGAAACUCAGUGUGUACUCUGUUAAAGGGACAGUCUGAAAGCUGAUAACUGGAAUGUAAUUGCGUCGAGUUAACGGACUUUAAAUGUAAGUCGCGUAAGCUGCAAAUCUCCCUCGGGUGAUGUGACAGACAAGUGACAUGUACAUAGGAUAAUGUUUGAGCCGGUGUCGACUCGCAAUCCAAAGAAGUAUGCUAAUUUAUAAAGUAAUACAUAUCUGCCAAAGAAACUUGUUAAAUAAAGACUGCUCGUUGUCUGUGUCAAUGUGUUGACUGAUUCUACAAGUAUAUCAACAGUCCCCCCGUCAGUGUUUCAAACAUAAUAAGCAUGGAUCAAGACCAAUGCAUUCAACAGGAAAAAAAACCUCCCAGAUGUGGUUUUCUUUGUAAAAGUAAGUCAGAAAUGUGGAAGCCACUGUGAGUGAUAGAAACUUUGACCAGGCCUUCUUCGACUUGUUACAUCGUUUCAGCAGGAGAUUGGGAAGACUGUGCCAGGAUAUCAUUUGAAAAGUGACAGUGUUUUGGAUCAGGAUCCAGUACAAAGCAGUUCAAACCAGUUUGAUAUGGUUCAUUCAUGACAGUUUUGCAACAAUGCAUGAUGAAUGCACAAGUUAAUGGCUGUUGGUGUUAAUGUCAUUAUUCCAUGUAUACUGGAAGACCCUCAUGCAAUGUGAUCCAAAGCAUGCAAAAUUGUCUUGUGGUUCCAGUCUAAUCCUGUUCAAUCCAGUUCAAUCUAGUUCAGUCCAGUUCAGGUUGGGUACAUUCCCCUCUAUUAACAAACAACCGUACAUUUGUCUAUCAAAUCAAUUAUCGUAUAGAUGAACACAAAUAGUUUCUGGGUGCCACAUUGAAAACAAUAUUAAAAAUAUGACAUGUCUUUGCAAUUAUUUGCCUUCCAUUUUAUAAUCAGAGGCUGCAACACUGAUGUAUUAAUUAGAAUCUUGAGUUUUCACUUGAAGUAUUAAAACUUCAUCUUCCCAGAACUGAUUUUCAGAGAGGGUGAAAAUAAUCAAGUUAGAAGUUGUUAUAAAACUUUAAAAACUUACCCAGUCUCGAUGCCAAAGUUCACUCAUCUUUACUGGUCCAUUCCAACAGUAGGUUCUAUGUUGUGUACACUCUGACUUCAUUGUCACUGCAUGAAAAAAAAAGUAAUAUUCCAGAGUAACCCAUGCUUUUACUGACCUUUGACCUUACUACAUGGAGUGCAAUUCAAUAACAAUUUUCAUACAGCUGGUCAACAAUACAUGCUAAGAAAGGCACUAACUGGUAACCAUUAUCAAAACAAAAUUUUUUUAAUGGUCGGACAUUUUGACCCUAGCAUAGUUCUUUUUCGAAGGCUAAAAGCAUUUUAAAAGAAGGAUGUUGAUCCAAUUUCAUGAACAAACAAUUGUUGCCCAACUGCUUUACUAACAAAAAGUCGUUAAGUACAACAAAAUUUUGCUUACCAGAAUAAACCCAGCCAAACUACCAUGUAACAUGUACAAGUUGUGACUGGUAUCCUGCUCAUUUCUGCUUAGCAGCUAAUUGUUAAGCAAUAUUUGCUGCUUAAGCAGCCCUCUGAAUUGGGCUUUUGUCUUGAGCCUGUUAAUGUUAACUGUUAUAACAGAGUUAUCUUCCGUUAUCAAAUAAUGUGUUUUCCCAAUUGGUUCAUCGAACCUGCAUCUGAAAUGCCGAAAGUCUUUUUAUUUUUUUACUUUAUAAGUCACAAUUUUUAGACUUUCAUUUUAUCAUCGUGUCAGUGCAACGUCAUAUCUUGAUUGGGUAAUAAAUUAACAAAGUACAUGUAUCUCCCACGAAAAACGUUGUUUCUCAGGUGUGUGUGUGUGUACAGUUGAAUUAUUUUAAGCCAAAUGCAACAUCGGGCACUUUCAAAUUGCUUGCAACACAGAUCAGUAAAUGUUGCACUGCCUCGACAACACAUUGUUUUAGUUUUUAAGCCAUUUGGUGUAUAAGUGACAAUGGAUUUGGCAAGUUAAGUGUUUAUGCAUUUUUUAAUUGAAACAUUACAGCUAUUUUGCCGACCUGUGGUUGACAAAAAUAUGCCAAUGGGAGACUUUCUGGGACGAUAGAGGGCAGCAGACUUACCGGGUAAAUCCAUUGUUCUCAGAAUUAUGCGCAUG